AUGAUGACCAUGCAUCCGAAUUACUAUGCGUCUCGUGCAGAUGCGCGUAUCGCAGGCACCUUGAUGCCCUCACAGUUGGCUAUGUUUCCACAAUCCUCCCUAAUGUCUACACCGAAUCACGGUCAAAGUCUUCAAGAACUUAUUCUCCCACCUCUGCGUGGUAGUCCUAAUACAACCCAAUCCGGACCAGAACUCCUGUCAUCCAAUGAGGAUGUGAAUUUGUCUGGAAAUCGACAAAAUGUACCCGAGGAUUAUACAUCAUUUCCACCCCUGAAUAAACAAUUUGAUUCACGACGAAUCAAACAGACCACAGAAAUGGCUCGGUUUCCCAGUAAUUCAGCGGCUGCUGCUGCGGCAGCAGCAGCUGCGGCCACAACAACUAUGCAGCUCAACGAAUGGCUUUCCGCAGCUGAGGCUCAGAAUAUGUCUAGGAAAACUGAUCACAAUUUAACAAAACAUCUGGAAUCCCCGAACCUCCUGCCGACUGACUGUUCACCUAGCCCUUUGAGGGGUGGCCCUGGGUUUACCGCAUCCAGUCGUCAGUCACCAGCUGAUUCUUCUCCAUCACCGACAAAUCACCCAAGUCUAUCUGAACUCACCUCCAACUCGUCCAAUCCGAAUGCCAGUAGUUCGGCGAAUAACAGCAGCAGUAGCAAUGCUGCCGCCGCUGCUGCCGCCGCUGCGGCUGCCAGCCUCCUACCUCCAUUGCGGCGUGCAAACGACGCCACCCCGGAUACUCCAGUAUCUCAGACACGCAACGGUCCGAAGGAAUUAGACUAUCUCCUGGCAGCAAAUGCAGCAGCAGCAUUGGUGCAUCAGCUCGGCGGCUCCACAAUGAACGGACUGGGACCGAAUCAAUCAUUGGAUUCUUUGGGUCCAACCGGAUUUGCCAGUCUGAAUCGGGAUGUGCAUUCUGCGGAGUCAGAUAGACGACAUGCAUUUCAGUUUCCCUACGAUAGUCCCCAAACAUCUCACGGACAACACCAGCAGCAGCAGCAACAACAGCAACAACAACAACAAUCCCUUCAUCAUCAGUCGCAACAAGCAGCACAUCUUCAGCAAAGUGGGCUGGUAGCGCAACAGCAACUCCAGCAACGUUCACCGGGAAAUGAAAACAAAUACUUGUCUUCUACGGGAAUGAAACCCAGUCCGGCCGGAAUAAUUAAUCCAUUCAACAGCGCCAGUCUCAUGCAGCAAUCCAUGGUGUCCGCAUCUUCCUUUGUCAAUCCGUUGUUAUCUCGGGCUAACCCGUUCUCUACGUCUGGGGAUAAAUUCAAUCCCUAUGAAUCAAACUCAAACUUUUAUUCACAAUCAAACUAUCCGAUUGCCCAAUCAUUGGUUUCGUUCAGUUCCCCGGUUCCUUCACGUGCACAACCAGCACAUUCGUACAGCUCCGGUGCUGGAAGUCCAAACACAAAGUUCAUGUCCGGAAUCCGAGAUAGUCACUAUCCAAUGUUGUUAUCCGGUGGUCCAAAUGGCAAUACUGUCUGCACGAAUUCCAUGUUUCGACCACUGCUGAGUACUGAUAACGCUGGCUAUCUGUCCGUUCCGACAGAUGCAGUUCCUCAACUCUCAUCUGGUUUGAUGCCAAAUGCCCUAGACGCAGUUGGUCUGGGUGGUUCUGGCUCAUUAGAUCCGCAACAAUCGCAUCAUUCUCACCCUCAUCACCAACUAUCUCCACAUAGCGGUAUGAAUGGGAGUGUGGGUUGUGUUACUCCGACCGGUCGUUCGAUGUCUGGAGCCACAGAGCCCGGUGUGGUUGUUUAUCCGUGGAUGAAUCCUAAAGGCUCUGUCCCGUUGGCUCUUGAACCAGUCAGCAUCGAGUUGAUGGCAAGCUCCGUUUUCCUGUUAACGGGACUCCUACUUGUUGUGUUGGCUCCUGAUGUGUUAUUGGCCAUCCGUGAAGCUUUGUCAACAUCACUGUUCCAUGCAGCUUUUCGUAAACCGAUUAGUUCUCAGAGUCCGCAACUUAAUGAGGCGACUACGGCUCGUUCAAAAUAG
Molecule: messenger RNA, 2001 nt
Organism: Echinostoma caproni
Lineage: Eukaryota; Metazoa; Platyhelminthes; Trematoda; Plagiorchiida; Echinostomatidae
Source: the annotation of a GenBank genome assembly